Molecule: messenger RNA, 1643 nt
Organism: Cololabis saira (Pacific saury)
Lineage: Eukaryota; Metazoa; Chordata; Actinopteri; Beloniformes; Belonidae
Gene: gpsm1a
Product: G protein signaling modulator 1a
Exons: 4
Coding region: 144-854 (236 amino acids)
Molecular function (GO): protein binding; GTPase regulator activity
Source: RefSeq, a predicted model, not a curated record
GUUUCAGGAUUGAGACGCCAGAAGAAACGAGGAGAAAACAGCAGGAAAAGAGGAGCAGGAAACGCUGGCUUGGAUGUUCACAUAAAGAAACUCCUGCUGAUGGACUUCAGUCUCCUCCACCGACUGACACCAUCCUCCAUGUCAUGGCUGACAAAGACCUUCCAGGUUCCUCCUCAUCUUCAGCUGCUCACAUUAGCAGCAUGUUGCCCAGAUCGUCUCCAACUCUUCACCAGAACGGCGGCCUGCAAGAAGGACCAAGACACCAUAGUCCCAGCGACGUGAGCCAGGCCUCUAGCAGCAGCUCCCCCCUCAGGACCUUCAUGUCAGGCUUCAGAAGUCCUGGACCAGGAUUUGGAUCCGAGGGUAGGUCUGGUGAAGGAAGACCCAGAGGCCACAGCCUUGGUUCUGCCUUCAGAAACAGGACUCCCACCUCCAAAAGGAAGCUCAGGACCAGCAAGCAGGACUCAGAGGCUCUGCUGGACCUGAUCAUGGAGUCACAGUGUCAGAGACUGGAGGACCAGAGGGCCAGCACCAGCUUGCUACCCCACCCAGAACCAGUUACCAUAUGUGGGACCUGCAGUCCAAAUCAGCACCCUCCGCCAAGUCUGGACUUCUACUACAAGCUCAUCCAGUACCAGUCUGAUCGGAUGGAGGAGCAGAGGUGUUCCCUCCCAGAUCUGGACGAUGUGGUGGUUCCUGUUCCUGAGGGUCAGGAGGACUUCUUCAGGCUGGUCCAUAGAGUUCAAUCCAGGAGGAUGGACGAGCAGAGAGCCCUGAUGUUGCUGAGCUGCACCAAGGAUGAGCAGGACCAGAGCCUAGCCGAGUCUUCCCACCAUCAUCCUCAUCACUCAUAAAGAGUCUGGUUUGAAUCUGGUUCCGGAUACUGACUUCAGAAGAGAACCAGAGUUCAAACUACUGAAGCUGAAGUGGUCACCGACAGGGUGCAGGUACAGGUGGAUUCACCUGUGGACUAGCCAAUCUCAGGACUGUGAAAGGGUAUAUGAUAUGACUCUACAGGACCUCUGAUGGGUCCUGGUUCUGAAAAGCCCCCUGCAGGACAACACACCUUCACAGUCUUCUUCUCUGUUUUCAAAUCACAGAUGGGAAAUGACAGUGUCAGCGUCUUUACCUGCUGGCAGAACAUAUUUCUGAUACUCCAGUUUCUCUGUUGCCUCUUGUCACUCCAUUGAUUUAUACCAUAUGUUGUUGUUUAUAGGGACAUUUGUUUAUGUGAUGUUUACACAUUUUCUGCUGAUGUCGUCAUUUAUCUGAUCACCACAAAGAUCUGCCAAGGAAGUUCAAAUUGUGCUGAGAAUCUUCCACUCUGACCAGGGAAGAAGGUCCAGAAUGAGCAGGUCCAGGAACUGCAAUCGGUCUAGUCUCUGAUCUUUGGACUCUCUGAUUGAUUUAGAUUUUUUAUUUUGGUCCAUUAGGAUACAACAUAAUACAACAUAAAAAAGGUCCAAUAUUUUAAGUGGCACCGAAAAGGUAUAGGCUGAAGCCAAGGCUUAUUAUGCCUACCCUUUUAUGAACCUCGACUCAGGAGGUUUUAUACAAAACAAAACUAAUAAUUUGGAUUCAAACAUUGAAAAAGAAUGGAUAUAUUGGACAAGUAACAGAGGUAAUUAGACAAAAAGCAAAGA